UUCAGAAUUCAGAGUAUUUUUCAUAAUCUGUGACAUAAACCAGCGUAAUAUUUAGCGUCUAGUGUAAAAAUAGUAAAAAGUAGACGUUCUCCUUGCUUUUACUUGAACUUAUUUUUUAUCACUUUUGCAAGUUUCAUAAAAUGAAAAUACACUUAUUUUCUCACGUUACAUAAAGUAAUUGACAAGGUUAUGGAAAAGUAUCUUACACUACGAGUUAUAAAGACCGAAACGGUGGAGUUCUAAUAUUUUUAUUGGUCUAUCACAAUUUAUAUUAUAAUCAACAUUCUACAAUAAUGGGAAAAUUAAAAGCUUGUAGAAUUUGUUUACAAAUGGACUUGAGGCUGGAAAAUAUACAAUCCAACUUUUUGGGACUAUAUUAUGAAAUAAUUACGGGGUUGAACCUAAAUUUAAACGAAUUACCGGGAUAUUUUUGUUAUCAAUGUGCUGCUUUAUUGAAGAAAUUUUAUUCAUUUAGACAGAAAAGUCUUAAAGGUUUAGAAAUUCUGCAGAGUGUUAUGGAGACUUAUGGCAAGAUUACAGAAGAUAGUGUGAGAAAAAUGGAACAGAAAAGUUCUUGUUCAAAAUCUGGCUUGAGUACUUUUAAUGGUUUUUCAAUAAAUAUUUUGCCUGACGGAGUUAAAGAAGAUACAAUGGUAAAUGAAAUGAAUGUAUCUAUUGAAGCCAGCCAUGAUUUUACAAAUGAUAAUACUGCCUUAGACUUAUACAACCUAAUCAAAGAAGAGCCUUGUGAAAAACUAAAUAGUGACAUUGAUGAAAGUUAUGAAGAUUGGUUAAGUGAUGAUGAGCCUCUUGCAGUACACAAGAGUAUAAAAAAGAAAAUAGAAAAGAAAAAGACUGUCAAAAAAGAAAUAAAGGAAGAAACAAUGGAGCUACCAAAAACAAAAACCUCAAAAUUGAAAAAAUCCAUAAAAGUGAAUAAGAAACCAGUUAAACUUUUAAGAAAAGAUGUAAUUCAACCAAAACAAAUGCAAGAUUUCAAUUUUGAGAGCUAUGUCGAUGUCAUCACACUUACGGAGGAAGAACAAAAAGAAGAAAUAAGUAAACGUAAAGAAUCAGAAAAUUACCAAAGUGCACCGUUUAAAUGCGAGUUGUGUUUUAAAGUUUUUCUGGACACACAAACCUGGCAACACCAUAUGAAGAAACACGAUAUGUCGUCGGGCCGUGUGCAAUGCGAAAUAUGUAAGUUGCGUUUCAAGUCGCAACAUUGUCUUAACAAACAUAUAAUGUGUCACGCGAAGAAGUACAAAUGCAAAUACUGCCCAUACGUUUCGCGAAACACGACACAAGCGUGGAAUCAUGUAUUUUGGCAUCAAGGGGUUACGUAUAAGUGUCCGCAUUGCGAAGAAAUGUUUUCCCAAUGGACGUCGUAUUUAAGCCACGUGCGAAUAAAGCAUCCAUCGGACUACAUCUGCCCUCACUGCGGAUACUCCUUCGUGUCACAACACGGUCUAAACAUGCACAAGAGUUUAAUGCACCGCGGUGUCGCUGACCUGAAUGAAGACAACAAGGACCUGCCGUUCUGUUCGUCUUGCGACAUGAAGUUCGCAUCGGAGGAGGCUCACAAGCGACACUUGGUGACAGCAAAAAAACAUAUACUGGACUCUGAGAAGAAGAAUGGGUGUCGCGAAUGCGGUGAAAAGUUCUCUAGUAUUGACGAACUGCGAACACACUCGCGUACUGCGCACACGCACAAAGCGUGCGAGGCCUUGCUUCAACGAUAUAAACGGAACUCUGAUAGUCGCACUUGGCCCACUAAAUGCCCGCAUUGCUCUGAAGAAAUAGCAAACGCACGUCAGUACUGGUCGCACUUUAGACGGAACCACCCCGACGAAGUUUAUCCUGUAGAGAAGAAAUAUAUCUGUGACAUCUGUGGAAAGUCAUUCCGUGGAAAUGCCUUCCUGACCUAUCACAAGCGGAUCCAUACCGGUGAAAAGCCCUUCAAAUGCAAGCAAUGUGAUAAAAGUUUCUUUAACCGAACUAAUCUUCUGAUGCACGAGAAAACACAUUCUGAACAGCGGCCUUAUAUCUGCUGUGUUUGUGGAAAAGGCUUCAAGAGUAAAGGGGCACUUGAUAGGCAUUUCCGGUGUCACACGGGCGAUAGACCAUACAAAUGUGAACUGUGCGGUAAAGCCUUCGCCCAAUCCAAUAGUUGUAAGGUCCAUGUGCAUACAGUACAUCUUAAGCAGCCCUCGCCAUACAUCAGCCGUGCUAGACUUCAGAAGAGGGUUAAGAAUUUAGCAGCGGACAAACAACCUGUAUUAUAUUGUACAUAAGUUUAGUAUAACAUCUUGAACACUACUGAAUUAAUAUGUAUUUUUUAUAAGUGUGACAUUUGUGUUAUUGAGUAUUGAAUUUGUUUAUUGUAUUGUAUGAUUUGUGAGUUUAGUAUUAUAAGCAGUGAUAAUUUUAUUAUUGAACGAACGCACUAGAUGGCGCUGCAAGCAAUAAAAACAAUAGUGUAGUUUUCGGCAAUAUUCUGGGAGAUAUGAAUGUAAAACGAAAGACGUUGAUUGUCCGCUCCUUUCGAUUGUGAUUGCUCAACCGUGUUUGACAGAUGCCAAGCGUUCGCGUCAACGCAGUGAUUAGUCAUUUCCCCAUUCACAUUGACCACUUUAAAUAUUUAAUUUUAAAGAAUGUUUAAUGUAUAUUGUGAAAUAGUAGGCUAUCAAUUAAUAAUAAUUUAUUUUAUAUUAAAUGCUGUAGAAAUAAACUUUUAAAACAAAUUUAGAUUGUUUUACAUAAAAGAUCACCAUGUUAGUUACAAGGCCUCCGGUGCCUCCUUUAAUUGAAUAUGUAGCUUUAAGUCAACAAAAAGUUAAUUAAUAAUAAAACACAAUAAAGACAAACUUAUAGUGAAAUGUCACUCACUGAAACUAAGCGGCCGUUUCCCUAACCCAGAUUAAAAACAUACUUAUGUCGUAUAUAGCAUAAAACUUUUAAAUAUUAAAAACGGAUAGGGCAAGGAAUCUUUGAUUUAUUUCUUCUGUCUUGUAUUUUCAACACACAUUUUUAUGUGCAAUUAAAUUUUAUGAUUGCAUUUGUAAAAUAAUAUGUAUUAUUUGAUAUAGAGAUGAUUAAGUCGGAAAAACUACUCGAAUUAACUAAAUAACUCUUCAUUUAGAGACCGUUACCAAGUUUGUAAUUAGC
Molecule: messenger RNA, 3168 nt
Organism: Pieris rapae (cabbage white)
Lineage: Eukaryota; Metazoa; Arthropoda; Insecta; Lepidoptera; Pieridae
Product: zinc finger protein 431-like
Exons: 13
Coding region: 294-2294 (666 amino acids)
Biological process (GO): regulation of transcription by RNA polymerase II
Cellular component (GO): nucleus
Molecular function (GO): DNA-binding transcription factor activity, RNA polymerase II-specific; RNA polymerase II transcription regulatory region sequence-specific DNA binding; zinc ion binding
Source: RefSeq, a predicted model, not a curated record